CGCUCAUUUGGAGUGCUGUGUUUGUAGGGCCGCGGGUUGCCUACGUGGUUCAGCUACCUGGGCUUGCAGUGCUUCCAGUCUCUGUUCUGGUGGAGACGGUUGCGACGCCUGUCGAUGGAGACGUCUUGAGUAUCCCGUCAACAAUCUGAGCAUUUGUGUCGAGAUCAAACGCGCAAACUCUGACAUUCUCCCAUUCUGCUGGGAGGGCGUCGACAUUGCGACGCACAUGUGGUCCAGGUGCUUGGGCUUGCAGUGCUUCCAUAGAAGUCUGGAGGAGACGGUUGUCACGCCCGUCGAUGUACACAUCUGCAGUAUCCCGUCAGCAGUUUGGGGAUAGGUGUCUAGAUCAAACGCGCAAACUGAUGCCGCCACCGACCACGUCAUAUAUUCGCCAAGGUUGGUGGCGCGUGCCAGCCGUGUUGAUACCUCUGUUGCUACUGUUGAUCGUCAGCUACAAUUUAGGAGACACCACACAGACCAUCACUGCGUUCGUCAGGUCGCCCCAAAUAAAGGAUGCCGCCACCGACCACGUCGUAUAUUCGCCGAGUUUGGUGGCGCGUGGCAGCCGUGUUGAUACCGUCACUGCGUUCGUCAGGUCGCCCCAAAUAAAGGUAACAGGAGCCUGCAUGGACGGUGUGGUGACAGCGCAGCCUGGUGGCAGACUGGGGAACCUGCUGAUGGAGUAUGCGUGCUCCGCCGUUUUGGCGAACCGGCACCACCUGCGGCUGGCCAUGCCUGCCAGGAUCCUCGAGCCACUGUCCGCCAUCUUCCACAACCUCAGUGCAGAACCGCUGGGCCGAGUUUUGCAGCAGCCGCCAUGUGAAGGAAACCUCACAGAGGAGGGGUUCCUGGACGACCCGAAGCACCAGCUCCUGACGUGGGGAUCUGUAGAGAAGACACUGAGCCACCUGAGAAGCAAACACUUGCCACUCAUUUUCAAGAGGUACAUGAUUCUACCAGAGUAUCUCGCAACCUCCAUGGAAUUUUUGCGAGAAGAAUUCCGUUUUCGGCCGGAAUUACAGAGUGUCGCAAGCGAAAAGUUGCACGGGAUUAGACUGGAGACAGCGAGCGCCACUGGCACGAACUACACCCAGGUGUGCACGGUGGGGGUGCAUGUGCGCAGGACGGACUACAAAGAGUUCAUGCAGAACAUGUUCCAACUGAAGCAACCGGCCGGCCUCUCGUACUACAAGGCAGCGGCGGACGCCAUGUUGACAGACCUGCGCCACGAGUGCGCUGCCGUCGCUUUCGUCGUAACGAGCGACGACAACCAGUGGUGCCAACAGAACUUGCUGCCCACUCUCACCAGGAAUGCGUCUAAGGACUCGCCAGCCAGUGUGGGGUUCCUGAUGACCUCGGACUCCCCAGGAGAUGACCUGUGCCUCCUGUCCUCCUGCCAGCACCUCAUCAUGACCUACGGCACCUUUGGACUGUCAGCCGCCAUCUUGUGUGGCGGGAGGACCAUCGUAUAUGAUGCGCCCAGCCACGGCGCCAAGGAUGGGCCCUCAGCCCACAAGAUGGCGACCAUGGUGCCUGGAUGGCGACUCGUCGCGUAACACUGCAGCAACCUACUGCUGAAAGUAGAGCACUCUUAGCGGACUGGUGUUGUACCUACCUCCUAUCUGCGACAUUAGGCCCAAGUUUUUCUAAAGUCUGAAUCCUUGUGUUUCAAGGGCAACGUUCACACUGACUGAGCUGUUGAGGCAUGGCUCAUGACCAGGCAUUACAGCUUCACCACUGACAGUAACUGUUUCAGUGGUGCCCUACAGCAAAAAACGAUGGACUAUGUUGUAGUAAAUAAAACUAACAGUGCUUUAUAAUAAUGUAAACAACUUCCUAAGAUAAUAACUAAUUUUGUGUUAUUUUCAUCAUCCUGUGUCCUCGUGUAGCACUGUUGAGUGCCUUCGGCGAGGUACACAUUGCUCCAGACACCAGGAAACUUUUCACAAUAUCUGAACUUUGAAAACACAGAUAGUGUCGAGCACACACACACACACACACACACACUUUAUAUUUCAGCCAAGGAAUAUUUAUAUACAAAGAUUAUUUUAUUAUAAGAACCUGUAAUUUCGCACAGCCACGGUUAGAAAAUGCAGGUUUCGACAAAACAGCACUAGGAUAAUACUUGAACAUCGAGACUAAUGCCAUGAAAUUUAGACGAUCAGAAGCUAUUAGAUGUAAACCAACAUUUGCAAAUAAACUGGAACAGAAAUCGUCCAACUUCAUAGAAACCACUUUACUUAAAAAGUCGUUUCUCCUCCACAAUCGUUUCUAUUGGCUACAACAGUUUUUGAACAAAUAAUACAUUCUGGAGUAUGUGUGCUUGUGUGUUUCGUUAAUUUAUGUCAAUAUUUAAUUAAUAAUAUGUAAAUACGGCUUAAAACUUCAUGUGAAGUGUGCAGAGUGCACGCAAAUUUGCACCUAGAAAAAGUACCGUUUUCGUAAAUAGUAGACAUGCUCCAGAACAAGGAGACAUAAUUCACAGACCAUGAAAAUAGCUGACUACGAAAGUUUCAUAUUACUUGGCGCUUCUAACCCAUCUCUCUAUGUGCACACACAUGGGUUUAACACAUGUUACCAUUUACAUAAACUCUAUUCAGUAGAGUUUUUCGACGACCUUUACAAUUCAUUCUCAGAACUGUGUGAAGGAACUAUAUUGUGCCUGUUACAUGAAGUUGCUCGAUAUUGCUAAGCCAAUCAGUAUUCUUCUUAAUCAUAAUGUCAUUUAUUCUUGUUAUUAUUAUUAUGUAUAUGUGUGUUUUAUUCCUGGUCCGAUCAAAGAGAGGGGCUG
Messenger RNA from Schistocerca cancellata (South American locust), 2791 nucleotides. Its product is annotated as galactoside alpha-(1,2)-fucosyltransferase 2-like. Bases 297 to 1556 code for a protein of 419 amino acids. The transcript has 8 exons. Gene Ontology annotation, cellular component: membrane. NCBI's taxonomy places the organism in Eukaryota, Metazoa, Arthropoda, Insecta, Orthoptera, Acrididae. Gene Ontology annotation, biological process: carbohydrate metabolic process. The record is from RefSeq and is a predicted model, not a curated record. Gene Ontology annotation, molecular function: galactoside 2-alpha-L-fucosyltransferase activity.